GUGUGUGUGUGUUUGCGGGGAGGGCAUUCACACAGUCACACACCUUAGCCAACAGGAAGAGGAGCGUCUCGUGCUGGACAGCGACCUGCGAAGGCGUCGGUCCUCCCGCUGGACUUCGAUGUGUCCCACCGCACCGGCGUCCGGCAGCUGAGCGCGCGCGCGUCUCUCUCUGUGCGCGUGUGUGUUUCGGCGUGUUUGCGCCCUGCUGCACCGGGAUGAGUUUUAUGGCGGGUUGGAGGCGAAGUCUGAAGAAGAAUGACGACAAAAGGAAUUCCUUGCCGGCUGGGAAAAGCGGAAACAGCCCCGUUCCUCCUCCCAGGUUGUCUGUCAUAAACUGCAAGGAAAUGGACCCGAUCAUACCUGAUUUAAUGUUACCUCGGGACGACGGCGGCCGCAAGCCCGUUGCUGCAAGCCCAGAUCUAGGGUCACGGAGAUCAGACCUGUCCGUGGCCCUCGAUGACUGCAUGGCGGCCCUGGACCUGUUCCUGCGGAACCAGUUUGAGGAAGCGCUGUCCAGGCUGCGCAGCAGAAUCAAAGAUAGUAUGUACCAUGCCCUCACGUACGCCACCAUACUGGAGAUGCAGGCCAUGAUGACCUUUAACCCUGAGGAUAUAUUGACAGCUGGCAGUACCAUGAAAGAUGCCCAGGCUGUGUGCCAACGGUCCCGUAAGAAGUCCUCCUUCAACAGCCUGGCCAGCAGGAGCUUCACCGAGGAGGAACUGCAUGCUGAGCUAUGCUAUGCAGAGUGUCUCCUGCAGAGGGCAGCACUAACUUUCCUCCAGGAUGAGAACAUGAUCAGUUUCAUCAAAGGAGGGAUCAAGGUCAGGAACAGUUACCAGACCUACAAGGAGCUUCACGCUGUGCUGCAGUCAGCUGGCUACGCCCAGGGGGAGAAUCACCGGCACUUCGAAGCAGGAGUCAAGCUUGGAGUGGGGUCCUUUAAUCUGAUGCUGUCCAUGUUGCCCACUAGGAUCCUCCGGCUGUUGGAGUUUGUGGGCUUUUCCGGGAACAAGGUGGGUUCUUCCGGGAGCGUCCUUAAUUCUAGCGGCGCACGUGAGGCAUUCUGGGACUUUCAGACGAUGUUCAUGUUCACGUGUGCUGUGGCGCUCCAGGAGUUUGGCCUGCAGCAGCUGGAGGAGGGUUCCUCCACACACACAUUCAGGGCCUUCUUGUGCAACAUGCUGCUGCUCUGCUAUCACACCUUCAUGAGCUUCAUCCUGGGUACAGGGGAGGGCGAUGUGGCCGAUGCAGAGAGGUUAUUACAGCCCUACCUGAAGCAGUACCCCAAGGGAGCAAUUUUCUUGUUCUUUUCUGGUCGAAUUGAGGUCAUCAAAGGAAACCUUGAUGCUGCUAUCGGGCGCUUUGAGGAGUGCUGCGAGGCCCAGCAGGCCUGGAAGCAGUUCCACCACAUGUGCUACUGGGAGCUGAUGUGGUGCUUCACCUACAAAAGGCACUGGAAGAUGGCCUACUUCUAUGCUGACCUGCUCAGCAAAGAGAACACUUGGUCCAAGGCCACAUAUGCCUACAUGAAGGGCUCCUACCUGAGCAUGCUCACCAGGGAGGAGUGUAAGGUCUUUGGGGAGAGCGAAGAGGGCCUUUUCAGACAGGUGCCGGGGCUGAAGCAGAAGAUUGCGGGUAAAUCUCUGCCCACGGAGAAGUUUGCCAUCCGAAAAGCUCGUCGGUACCUGACAGAGAAACCCAUACCCCUGCCUGUACCGCCACUGGAAAUGAUGUACAUCUGGAAUGGCUAUACGGUGAUUGGAAAACACAAGGAGCUGACCGAAGGGAUCCUGGAGACUCUCAAUGAGGCCCAGAAACAGCUUGAGUCGAACCCAAGGACGGAACUGUCCACAGAUGACCAGUGUCUGGUGAGCCUCCUCAAGGGCUUGUGCCUGAAGCAGCUGGGCUUCCAGGAGGAGGCUGAGCAUUACUUCACCCUGGUGCUCUGCAAUGAAAAUCAGAUCAAGUUUGACCACUACUUGGUGCCCAACGCUCUCCUGGAACAUGGUCUGUUAUGUCUGGAGCAAGGGAGGAGGGUGGAGGCCAUCAAACUCCUGGAGGCAGCAAAACAAAAUUACAAGAACUACUCUAUGGAAUCUCGGACUCAUUUCAGAAUCCAGGCUGCGCUGCAGAAGGCUCGGGCCACAGAUGCCAACGGCGUUCAGUGUGUGCCGCCCAGCCCCUGACUGUUGCUGCUACAGCGGGGCGGAGUUCCUUUUCAUCCAGCAAAGAAAGCUGCGCAACCGAUUUCAUCCGGAGGGCCGACGGCGACACCCACAACCACACGCGGGAGCGGAGAAACGCAGAGAGAAGGAGAGUAGUAUGAAGACGCACGGAUACAGUCUGAACGAGGACACAGACACACACACAGAUUAAGAAAAAGGCAACCUUCAAACACACACUACAAGUGCACAUACACACAUAGGAUCAUACACACAGUCCACCAAAGGUGCUUUGUAGUCGGUCUUAUUAAAUUAUUGUCAUUGGUUUUGCCCUUUGCGUUCUGAGCAGAAUGACCAAACAUACUGUGGCCAACCCAUGAAAUUUCCAGGGUAAACCCUUAUUCCUAUUUUUUGUUACGUUUAAUUUAAAAUUGGUUUUAAGGUGGAUUUUUAGGAAGAAUGUAUGACAGAAAAUGUCAAAUUAUGCAGAUUUAUCAUGGAGAUAUUUCAACUCUCCUGAGGUACACCAGAAGUUCUGGAGUAUUUAAUGUCACACGUAUACUGUACACUAAUUUUGUCUUAUGUCUAGUGUCUUUAAAAGCAACACCAAACACUUCAGCUGGCAGAUGCAGUUUUAACAAUGCACAGUGUAAUGCACCAACAGGUUUCAAAAUUAUUUUCUUCUCCUUGUCAUUUAUUUGGUAUAUGCAGGCUGCAUUAAAUUCACCUGGAAAAUGCAAUUUUAACAUUAUUUCCUCACUGUGGAAUUUCAGACAGCAUAGUUUAGACUGGGGGGGGCGCGGUGGCGCAGCGGGUCCUGCUCUCCGGUGGGUCUGGGGUUUGAGUCCCGCUUGG
Molecule: messenger RNA, 3017 nt
Organism: Scleropages formosus (Asian bonytongue)
Lineage: Eukaryota; Metazoa; Chordata; Actinopteri; Osteoglossiformes; Osteoglossidae
Product: tetratricopeptide repeat protein 39A-like
Exons: 20
Coding region: 216-2186 (656 amino acids)
Molecular function (GO): protein binding
Source: RefSeq, a predicted model, not a curated record